UCUGAAUAUUCAUCAUUCUUUGUUGAUUAAUCUGUUCUGCUCCGUCCUGCUGCAGGACCGGGGGGCUGGGACGGAUGAGCGGAGCGGGAGAAGAGGAUUCUCCAGACAAUAUUUAUGGAUGGGUUCAGUUACGGAGCUUCUGCACUACACUACGGAUUGGAACCUUAUUUAAUCCGUCCCAACCUUCACCUGGGUUCAGUUUUAUAUUUACAUGAGUAAAUAUGAUAUACUGAGCUCAUAAAGGAUAAAGGUUGAACUCUUGAAGAGUUAUAAUUUGAAUGUGCAUUUGGUGAACCUAAAAUCUUCUCCAAACUUGGCAUAAAUCCUGCUACGUAGGGAUGAUUUAGUUAUUACUUAGUCACACCUCCAGCUACUAGAGAUUUCUUCAGGAUGAAGUGCUUGAUGAUGAUCCUGGUUCUCAGCCCCUUGGUUCGUGGAUAUUUCGGAGAUUGGUCUCUUCUAACCAGAGAGAGAGAACCAACCUGUGUGGAUAUCCCGUCCAACAUGACACUGUGUCAAAAUAUAGGAUACAGUAAGAUGAGAUUACCGAAUCUGGUUGAGCAUGAUACACUUCACGAGGUUAGUCAGCAGAGUAUGUCCUGGAUUCCUCUUCUCAAUAUAAAAUGUCACCCGGAUACUCAACUCUUCCUUUGCUCUCUCUUCUCUCCGGUUUGUCUAGAAAGACCGAUCUAUCCCUGCCGAUCUCUAUGCAGUAAAGUGCGAUCUGGUUGUGAAGAGAAGAUGGGAGCCUACGGGUUCCCUUGGCCUGCUAUGCUGGACUGUGCAAAGUUUCCACAAGAUAAUGAUAUGUGUAUCACAGCACAGGCAGCAGUUGAUGUUAAACAAGAAGAAACCUGCACUGGAACAUCAUGUGAUCAACAUAUUACAGCUGAAAAUAUUCUGGAUAAUUUCUGCCGAGCAGAUUUUGUUGUGAAGGUGAAAAUAUCAAAAGUUCGACCCCGUCGUUUGACCGGAAAGAAGGCGCGAGUAUUCCGAGCCUGGAAAGGAACUAAGGCGGAGUUGAAAUCUCUGAGGAAUCCGUCCUUCAGGUUCUCAGAAUCAGAAUCCUGCUGCACAGACAGGGUUCAACAGGAUAAGAAGAAAAGAUAUUUGAUCAUGGGACGGAGAGGAUCUUUUGGGAGAGAUUUUGAUCCGACCUUUAUAGUUCCGUGGGGGAAAUCCAAGGAGUUUAAGCGGGCAAGGAGAAUGUUUAAAGAAAUGAACUGCGACAAUCUAAAGGAAACAUCACAGAAGAUGAUUGUCGACACGUUUGCCCCGUCUAGUUUAGGAAACGAUGGGAAUCCCAAUCGUCGAUCUCGACGACGAUCCCGGACCCGGCGGGAUCGAAAACGAAAACCUGUGUCCAUCUGGGACGGAAUUAUCAGCUAAGUUCACUCCCCUCUCCUUCAUCUUAAUGAAUAAUUUCCGUGAAUAUAUUCUAAAAUCUAAACUAAACAAUCUGUCAGGGAAAGGAAAAUAUUGUGAAGUUUCUCUCACAGUUUGAUCACGUGAGAUACGUCCCAGAUAUACUCCUUGCUGGGAUUAAGAUUCAGAUGUUGUAGACAGAUAACACCCAGGUGCAUCCACCUUCCCUAACCUUUCAUCACACAGAAUCACGUGACAUGAUAAUAUAUUACGUGACAAAACCUAAUAGUAGGAGACAAAAAAAUACAAGUGUCCGAAAAUCAUUUUUAGAUUUGCAAAAAAAAGUUUUUAAAGUCUUUGAGUUUUAAAGAUUAGUUAACAUGAAAACAAACAUUUUAGAGAAAGAAAAACCAGUAAAAAUCUGCGGAAUAAUAAUUUUUGACGAAUUCGUGAAUUAAAUCUGAAAUAUAUCAGAUGAAAAAAGUUUAUCUUUUCCCCAUCUCAUCAUUUUAAAUUUAAACAUGUAUAUUAUAACAUAUAUCUACUCAUUUCAUUUUGUAAUACUCAUACUAUAGGUAUAGGUACAACUAUUUAUUUCUCUUUUAAAGGCUUGAGUUCCAAAAAAGGUUUUACUAGCUACAUGCAUAAUUAAUGACCCCCCCCCCCUUCUUACAAAAUCUCUAGUUGUGCCUGUGACUCAUAUUCCUUCUUCAACCAUCUUCGUAAAGUUUAUUCCUCCCAACUUACUUUUUAGCGAGGAACAUGUAUCUUAAUGUGUACACUGUACAUCUGUGUUUAUUGAAUAUUUUUUGUUGUGAUUUCUUUUAUGAAAUAUAUAAACCAGUGAAAUAAGUUUGAUAAAUCUCUUA
Eurytemora carolleeae is the source of this 2234-nucleotide messenger RNA. Its product is annotated as secreted frizzled-related protein 5. NCBI's taxonomy places the organism in Eukaryota, Metazoa, Arthropoda, Copepoda, Calanoida, Temoridae. Bases 391 to 1389 code for a protein of 332 amino acids. The transcript has 9 exons. Gene Ontology annotation, biological process: negative regulation of canonical Wnt signaling pathway; non-canonical Wnt signaling pathway; canonical Wnt signaling pathway. Gene Ontology annotation, molecular function: Wnt-protein binding. The record is from RefSeq and is a predicted model, not a curated record.